Messenger RNA from Alosa alosa (allis shad), 799 nucleotides. RefSeq names its product ankyrin repeat domain 45 (gene ankrd45). The transcript is spliced from 5 exons. NCBI's taxonomy places the organism in Eukaryota, Metazoa, Chordata, Actinopteri, Clupeiformes, Clupeidae. Gene Ontology annotation, molecular function: protein binding. The coding region runs from base 28 to 699 and encodes 223 amino acids. The record is from RefSeq and is a predicted model, not a curated record.
AACAAACAUGACCUCCAACUUGCGAAAAUGCAAUCCAGUAACUGUGUUGGUUCUGUUUACCAGUUGGCAUUGGCAGGUGACGUCCCGGGAAUACAGUCCAUUCUGGAAAAUGAGAGUGCUACCAAUGAAGAACGAUCUAAUUUGUUAUGGGAAGAGGAUGACAUCGGAAGAAAUGCCUUGUUUGCUGCAAGUAUGCUGGGACGAAGCAAUGUGGUUCGUGAACUUGUAAAACACGGUGCUGAUGUGAAUACCUGGACCGUCAGGGGUUAUUCUCCAUUGCACUAUUCUGCCCUUUGGGGUCAACUCGAUACUCUGAAAACUUUGGUGGAACUUGGUGCCGACAUUCAAGCUAUAAACUUUCGUAGGGAACGGGCAAAGGAGGUUGCAUCUCGUUAUUCAAAAAUGGAUUGUGCUGAUUAUCUUUCCUGGGCUGAGGCCAAACAGAGGUUGCAGUCAUAUAUUACAAUGGUUCGAGAAACCCUAGCGGAUCCAGAGAGAAUUCAAGGGAAACUGAGCAAGGAGGAUAAGAAUGUCUGUAAUAACACAUGCACAGCAAAGUCAGAUUGGAUCCUGAAUUCCAAAAACCCAACGACUCAAGACUUCUGUGAACAGAGAAAACAUAUUGAAGAUGUCCUUUCUCCCAUUUUGGCCAAGUUAACACCUCAAGCUGAUGCAUCUUCCAAAGUGAAUAAGCAGUGAUGGCUAUUUGGAUAAUUAAAGGUUGAUUUUCCCAAAAUAUUCUGCUUUAAACUUGAACCUUGCAUCCUCACAAAAUAAAGAAAUGUAUUUCAAAUUUUAA